This is a messenger RNA of Brassica rapa (field mustard), 1535 nucleotides long. It is a transcript of the gene MAM3-1, whose product is annotated as methylthioalkylmalate synthase 1, chloroplastic. The record is from RefSeq and is a predicted model, not a curated record. Gene Ontology annotation, cellular component: chloroplast. NCBI's taxonomy places the organism in Eukaryota, Viridiplantae, Streptophyta, Magnoliopsida, Brassicales, Brassicaceae. Gene Ontology annotation, molecular function: 2-isopropylmalate synthase activity. Gene Ontology annotation, biological process: L-leucine biosynthetic process.
CUAUGGCACAUUUGUAGUAAUUUGUUUUCCGAAGUUUUAUACUGAUUUUGCAAUCUCCUUUAAUUUUAGUAUUAAUAGAAUUGUUAACGCUAAUUAAGAAGAACAUUUUCCUCUCAACUAUCCUCCAAAUCGAAAUCUCUCGCCAUCUGACAUAUUCCGAUAUGAUCUUCACCACCGGUUCUACAGUGGCCGUCCAGUCAGUUGUACACUUUGCAUCUUCCUUUCACUCUCCCGGUCUGACCCAUCCAUACAAAAAACCGUCCUUGUUCACCACAUGUUGCUCCUCUUUUUCCAAAAAGGUUGGGACAGAGAGCAGCAACAUGUGCGUGUAUAUACCGAACAAACUCCCCGACAAAAAGUAUGUGCGUGUAUUUGACACGACGCUCCGUGACGGGGAACAAGCCCCCGGUGCAGCACUUACUCCACCACAGAAGCUAGAAAUUGCCCGGCAGCUCGCCAAACUCCGAGUAGACAUCAUGGAAGUUGGUUUCCCUGCGUCCUCUGAGGAAGAGUUCGAAACCGUCAAGACCAUUGCCAAAACCGUAGGAAACGAGAUGGAUGAAGAAACAGGUUACCUCCCAGUUAUAUGCGCCGUUGCACGAUGCAAACAGAGAGACAUCAAGGCGGUUUGGGAAGCGGUGAAGUACGCAAAGAGACCGACAAUACUCAUAUUCAUAUCUACUAGUGACAUACACAUGAAAUAUAAGUUGAAAAAGACUGGAGAAGAAGUCAUCCAGAUGGCAGUGAGUAGUGUUAGGUUUGCUAAGAGCUUAGGCUUCAAUGAAAUCCAAUUCGGCUGCGAAGAUGCCGGCAGGUCGGAGAAAGACUUUCUAUGCAAGAUUCUAGGAGAAGCGAUCAAAGCGGGUGCAACCACGGUGAACCUCGCAGACACGGUAGGGAUCAACAUGCCGCAAGAAAUUGGAGAACUUGUGAGCUACCUCAAAGCCAACACUCCUGGGAUCGAUGAUGUUGUCUUCAGCAUUCAUUGUCACAACGACCUUGGUGUUGCUACCGCUAACGCAAUCGCCGGUGUAUGUGCUGGAGCAAGACAAGUGGACGUAACGGUAAACGGAAUAGGUGAAAGAAGUGGGAAUGCACCACUUGAAGAGGUCGUGAUGGCUUUAAAAUGUGGAGGCGCAUCUACGAUGGAUGGUGUGUACACAGGAAUAGACACAAGCCAAAUUAUGGCUACUAGCAAGAUGGUUCAAGAAUAUACUGGCUUGUAUGUUCAAUCACAUAAGCCCAUUGUUGGAGCCAACUAUUUUGCUCACAAGAGCGACCUUAACCAGGCUGGAAUAUUCAAAAAUCAGGGUACAUAUUCACCAGAAGAUGUUGAGGUUGUGAAAUCUCAAAAUUAGGCAUUGUUCUUGGAGGCACAACAAUAGGGUUCCAUGGAAGCGUUGGUUUUUCUACGAACUCCACUUUUUAAUAAAAAAAUGCUUACAUUAUGUUUGAUAUUUCUUGAACAUGAAUAUCGGUUUGUAUCUUUUAGUAAAAACUAAAAAUAAAUAAAUAUCGGUUUCUCCGGUUUGGUU